ACCGAAUACCUCUGCUCUCCCACCUUGACCGAAGCAAAUACAGACAUGGCUACAUUCUAUACGGAUUGGACCCAAUACCUCUGCUCUCCCACCUUGACCGAAGCAAAUACAGACAUGGCUAAUACAGACAUGGCUACACUCUGUGCGAAUCAGACCGAAUACCUCUGCUCUCCCACCCUGACUGAAGCAAAUACAGACAUGGUUACACGUUGUGCGGAUCAGACCCAAUACCUCUGCUCUCCCACCUUGACCGAAAAUACAGACAUGGCUACAUUCUAUACGGAUUGGACCCAAUACCUCUGCUCUCCCACCCUGACCGAAGCAAAUACAGACAUGGCUACAUUCUGUGCGAAUUGGACCCAAUACCUCUGCCCUCCCACUUUGACCGAAGCAAAUACAGACAUGGCUACAUGUUGUGCGGAUCAGACCCAAUACCUCUGCUCUCCCACCUUGACCGAAGUAAAUACACACAUAGAAUCGACAGAAGAACUCACCUCUACACGUCGUGCAGAAGAAAAUUCACCUCUCUGGCUGCCUGGUUACUCUAAUGGUUACUUAACGAAUGGCUUAGCAGACCAAUAUAUCGGUGAGGAUAUCUCUACAAGGAAACGAGGAAGCUCGAAUGAUGAAUCAGAAGAUGGUAUAUCAUCCAAAAGGGCCCGAAGAAUAGAAGAGGAAUUUCAAGACCUACUUCCGCUGCACUUUGGUGGAGACAGCACAGAGGAAGAUAACUUACUGGCAUCAAUUAAUUUGGAGAAAUGGGACUGGGGAAGCACGAGAAUGGUGGAAGCCACCAACAUAGACCUAGAUACAAUUGGUACAGCUGAUAAUGACAACAACAGCAUCAACACUGAUCCACUCGCAUGGGAAAUAAUAGUUCCCGAAGAGGCAGAAGCGGUGACCCCCAUCCACCGUCAAACGUUUCAGAUUAUAGAAUGUCAGAACAAAGAGGAAACAGAACCAAGAGAGAGUAGUAAAAGAUGGACGAAUUGGGAAGGGAAGCCUAAAUAUAAUUAUAAAAAACAUAAAGGUCAGUUUGUGUUUCACAAGGGAGAAGCCAAAGAUGCAGAAACGAUACAACAGUUAGAGCAAAGCAAAGCCGCGCUAAACGAAAGCUUUAGUAAAAGCGAAGCGUGUAAAUUAGGAAAAAUGCUUCAAGACAGACAUACGUCUUCGCUAGCCAGAAAAUGCAUUGGAAACUAUCGUGUUGACCAGGCUCGACGGAUGUAUGAGCUCUAUAAAGACUGCACCGAAGAAGAAAUGAAAGAUGGUUGGAGCCCAAGCUCCAUUUGGAAGCGCCCAAAGAAAGACAUACUGGAGGAACAGCAACGACGAGCUACGUUAAAAGCGGCUCAAAUGAUAUAG
Paraglomus occultum is the source of this 1365-nucleotide messenger RNA. Lineage: Eukaryota; Fungi; Glomeromycota; Glomeromycetes; Paraglomerales; Paraglomeraceae. The record is from the annotation of a GenBank genome assembly.